Messenger RNA from Schistocerca gregaria, 1200 nucleotides. Its product is annotated as sodium channel protein Nach-like. Gene Ontology annotation, molecular function: ligand-gated sodium channel activity. The record is from RefSeq and is a predicted model, not a curated record. The transcript is spliced from 6 exons. Gene Ontology annotation, biological process: sodium ion transmembrane transport. Lineage: Eukaryota; Metazoa; Arthropoda; Insecta; Orthoptera; Acrididae. The coding region runs from base 1 to 1200 and encodes 399 amino acids. Gene Ontology annotation, cellular component: membrane.
AUGUGGAGGCGCUUCGCGGCGGCGGCGGAGUUCUCCGCGCAGACCCCGCUGCACGGCUGCCGGCAGGCGGCCAGAGCCGGCACCAGCGCUGGCGGCGGGCUGUAUUGGGUGGCUGUUAUUUUCUGCUGUUCGGCGUUCUGCGCCUUGUUCGUUUAUAACAUUUGGACCGAAUAUGAAGACAGCCCGACUUCGACAACCAUAGAAAUGACUAAUUAUCCUCUUUACCGCAUACCUUUCCCAGCAGUUACCAUCUGUCCGUUCACUAAAAUCCGCAGAACUGUGGGAGAGAAGAUCCUUGCAAGGUACUUGAAUGUGUCAGUGUUGAAUGAAACGCUACGUGGACAGCUACGGCUUGUUAUGGAAGCUUUAUCUCUCCAAGAGUUUCCGCCCAGCAGAACAGCAAUGGAAACGUUCGAAAACAUAAAGGGAUUUGCUAGACUCUUUCAUAAUCUCAACACCACCCGUUUCAUGCUCGAUGUCCUUCCAAGAGUGGAAGAUAUAUUCGCAGUUUGCUACUGGCAAGGCUACAGGACAAACUGCUCCAGUAUAUUUUCACUUCAACGAACAGAUACGGGAUUUUGCUACAGCUUCAACUCCUUGACAUCAGAAAAAACGCGGCACUGCCCUCCACUGAUCGAGUACAAAGUACCCACAACCGUGGAGCAGCUGCAAGACCCAUGCACAGUGAGGCGCAACAUUGCAUCUGGUCCUACAACGGGCCUCGAGCUGUUCCUCAAAGGAUUACCCCCGGAAGAUACUCUUGACGGGAGGCUAGAUCCAUCCAUAGCAAGGGUGUCGGUGCAGCCGGUGACGGAGGUGCCCGAGUCUCGGCGCGGCCUGUGGCUGCGUCGCGCGGCGGGCCGCGUGCUGCUGCUGCGGCUGCGCGCCUCGCUGAGCCGCGGCGGCGCUCCGCUGGCGGCGCUGCCGGCGCCCCGCCGCCGCUGCCACCUGGCGGGCGAGCAGCGCGCGCGCCGCUGGCUGGCCGCCGCCUACUCGCAGGCCGCCUGCCGCGGCUCCUGCCGCCUGCAACGCGCCCUCCGCCUCUGCCGAUGUACGCCCUACUUCUUCAACUACGUGCCCGGUCAGUCGCCCUCUCACCUAAAUGCCGAAAGCAACAGUACAAAUGGUAAUACAUAUAUUAUCUUCAAUAGACCUGCUCUGGCAUAUACAUUGACGCAGGCCAAAUUUGUUCAAACAUGA